UUCGGUUUAAACCAAUUUUGGCAAGGCGGCGGCCAUAAGGUGAUGACCACUCGACGCGACGACAUGGCAUGGAUUAGCUGCCGUUCCCACCUGCUGGUGCCUGUGAUUUCGGUGCUAUUGAUACCGCUGGUCGCUGGCUUCGGCAACGAGUAUGUCCACAUCAAGGUGCAUGUGCCCAAGGAGGAGUCAGCGGCGGAGGAGUCGCCGCACAAGGUGAUCCACCACUACCACCACCAUCCGCAUCCGCAUCAGUUAUACCGCAGUCGGGGACGAGUCCGUCCCAAGCCCAGUCCACUGCUGGAGAGCGUAAUCCUCUCGGAUCUGGACAAGCCGCUGCACAUGAGCGAGCAUGCGGACUAUCUGAAUCACGCCAAGGAGCUGGCCGACCACCUCACGGAGACGUAUGCCAAGAAGGCACCUCCUCCGCCACCGCCCAAGAAGAAGGUCAACACCUAUACGAUCAUUGAGGAGCAGCACAGACCACAUGGCUACGACUACGAGGAUCACCAUGAGCCCAGUGUGGAGACGUAUCGAGUGAUUGAGUCACGACCCAAGCAGCAGCACCAUCAUCACACUCAUACUCACCAUCCGGUGGAGGAGGAGGAGGUGGACGACGAUUUUGGCUAUCACUAUCCAAGCGGGGGAAAGCAUCAUCAUCAUCAGACUGGUGCCUAUGCGGAGCCCGCACCCGUGGAGGAGCACAUCGACCAGGAGCCGGAUACGGGCUAUAAGUACUCGCCACCCAGUCACGCCUACAUCCCGCCCAGCCACGGUCAGGCCCAGCGGAGCUCCAAGCAAACCAGAGCGCCAGCGUACACUCUCGAAGCUCCGCAGGAGUCCUCCUUCGGAUACGAUUACUCCCGACCCUCGGCCGGAAGUAGCACUGACUUCCGGCCAUCAGUACAGGUGUCAUCCAGUGACCCGUACGGCGAGGAGGAACCGGCGGACACCUAUGGACCACCGCUCACGGCCACAAGGCGUCGCCGACCAUCGCAGUCCCUGGUGGAUUGGCCCGAGGCCAAGGGAUUCAACAGUGCCGCGUCGGAAACAUACAGUGGCGUCGAUAGCUACAACGUGGGUCAUGUUCAGGGCUACGGAUCCAGUAGCUACCACCAGUACAGUGGGCCCUAUUUGUAGGUGUCCCAACACCCCGUCUAAUCUAAGAUCUAUUUAUUACUUUUUUUUCGUAGCUUCGUAAGUCGAUAGUAUCAGUUUUAAGAUUUAAGCGAUAAAUAAAGAAAUGUUUGUAAACACUCAAAGAAAUGUAAACUUAUUUGCUUAUGUUUAUGUCUCAACGCAAUCCUAUCCAGUUGGAAAGCACCAAGACCACUUGAAAAUUAUAA
Messenger RNA from Drosophila sechellia, 1343 nucleotides. Its product is annotated as polycomb group protein Pc. The transcript has a single exon. The record is from RefSeq and is a predicted model, not a curated record. NCBI's taxonomy places the organism in Eukaryota, Metazoa, Arthropoda, Insecta, Diptera, Drosophilidae. Bases 43 to 1137 code for a protein of 364 amino acids.